This is a messenger RNA of Megalopta genalis, 2307 nucleotides long. The record is from RefSeq and is a predicted model, not a curated record. NCBI's taxonomy places the organism in Eukaryota, Metazoa, Arthropoda, Insecta, Hymenoptera, Halictidae.
ACAGUGUCGAUAAUACCGCCGCGCACGAUUGUGUCUUAUCUGCACAUGUAAAUAAAGUAUAGAAUUAAACUUUUCAUAAACAUUUUGAUAAAGUAACGCGUGUACUGUAUACGUGUGCUAUGCCGCACCCAUAUUCAAUUGCAAUAUAUUUUUAUGUGUGCAAUUUACGUAACAAUUAAUAUUUUUUAAUUAACGAUUAAUGUUCAGCAACGUAAAUUUGUUUAUAAACAGAAUGUUGCGAGUGCUAUCUACAAAUAAAAUCCGACCCUUUACGUUGUAUUUCGUUGUUACUAUGCUGACAGUGUGGUGAAAGGACUGUCAACUUAAUUUUUAGAUGAACGUAAGUUAAGAAUUAAAUAGAGGCAAGGAACAUUAUCUACGCAGAAUUUUGGUUUACGGUGGACCAAGGGCUGACAAUAGCGCAACCAACACACUGAACACAAUUGUAUAAUACGUACAUACUUACACUACUCGCGCGUACCGAGAUUCGAGACUCCCCCACUCCGCCACCACCCCCUUCUCCUAUCACCUGUCUUCGCGACAGGUUCAGACACGCUUCAGUAUGGAAUGAACCAGCGUCCAUAGUAGACCUAGACCCGCACGAAAAGGGGUUGACGUAUCAAGAAAGUGUGUUUUAAUGAAACCGAGAGAUUUGCACAGUCAAUUAUUACGCAUAUGCGAUCACAACUGUGAAACACAUUUGGAGGCCCUUUACAGCCGAAUUCUCUCUUCCAAUGGGUACGAUAGAGGAAGGAUUGUGUGCUGACGACUCUGACUGUUCGGAGAAACAGUAUUGUUAUGAAGUAUCGCGACAAUGCGUGAAUUAUACUUUAUGUAGCAGAUACAACCGUCGAGAAAAUAAAAAGCCUGCUCAAAAUCCACGGCAAUGCGGACCGUGUCUGCCCGGUUAUACCGCAGAAGAACUUGGAACGGGAGAACUGGCUCACCUAUGCAAGAAAAUAAUCCCCCUUGACACUGUCCCUGGCAGUGACAGAUUAAAUAAUACUGGGAUUAUUUGUUGGUCAGUUGUAUCAGUGAUCUUCUUUAUUGUGAUGACUGUAUUAUGUGCAAUAUUCUGGAAAAGACGAGGUAGAAAGCGUCAGAACAACAAUUCUGAACUUUGCGGUGAUCUUGAAACUAUGCAACCAAGUGCUCCUCCGGAAAGCAGUCCCUUCAUAAACCGUAAGAAGGGUUUAUUACACAUGCCAUUCAGCAAAAUUUUGAAAGAUAAAAAUAGACUGGUGCAUACGAGCGUAUUCAAGCCCCCAUGUUAUGUCACAAACGAUCCGAAUUAUGAAAAUAAUUUAAAUAACAAUCAUGACGGUAUGAAUGCGUUACAAUUGCAUUCCACGUUUCGAAGAUCAUCAGUUAAUGAUAAUUCCAAUGCAUUAGCUCCAGCGCAAUUAGUACAGGGAGAGAUCACAGAAUAUGGGAUAGAACAAAUAGAAAAUAGUUCCAAUGCAGCCUUAGUUCAGAGAAACGAAUCCUCUUCUAAUGCAAGUGGAGAUGGUACUGCCAACAACAACCACAACAGCAACAACAACAGCAAUAAUAAUGAUAAUGGCAGUGGUAAUGCUUCUACAUCUGACUCAAAUACUCGUGAUGGUCGAGAACGAGCUCGGAGUUCAAAUAUUUUAAUUGCUCAAAUAAAUGUAAAUGUGCACAAUCGUGACUAUUGAUCCAAUAGAAGAAAGAAGAAAUGAUAUUACAAUGUAAUAUUUUAUCAUACAAGUGCCUGAUUUCUUCAUUUGGUCAUGAAAUAUCAAGAGAAUUUCAAACACAAGAAGAAAAGACUGUUGAAAAUAAGCACUUUAUAAUAAGCUUCCAAUUGUGUUAGCAAAUAUUGGAUAAAAAUGUAAUACAUUUAAGAAGACAUCUUCCUGAAGAUCCAUAUAUUUAUAUCGUCACCAAUUUUAAAAUAUUUGGUUACAUUGUUUACAUGUUAAAAGAUCAUUGCGAUCUAGUGAUCAUUAUUGAGACUUUGUUGUGUUUUAAAAACACAAUAUCUUUAGUAGAGAGGUAAGGGCAUUAGGAUAAAUUAACACAUAGAAUCAUUAUAAUCCAGAUUAGAUUAAUUACAUAAUCUUAAAUCUUUAAAGUUGGUACCGUUGUACCCAUAUUGUAUCUCGUAUAUACAUAAAAUCAUGGUCGCGAGAUUUUAUACUUGCGAACUAUUAUAAUAAACAUUUUAAGGGUCCACUAAAUUACAUAUCACAAUUAAAGAAUAUACUACUUGUAAAAAUGAUCUCUAUUCAAACAUUUGUAAUACAAAAUAAUCUUAAGAAUAUAUAAAUUUGCAUGCAAAAA